CCGGAGCCCUCGCCGCUGUCCGGUGAUGAUGAAUUGAGGAUGGUGGAGGGAACAGACGCCCCUUUGAGGAACAUUUCGACAGGAAAUCGGGACAGCAAGUACCUCUCUUUCCCCUGGGUGGUGACUUUACUCUCCAGUGUUCUCAUCACUACAAUUAUAGUAGAUGUUCUGGGCAACCUGUUGGUCAUUGUAUCGGUCUUCAGAAACAGAAAGCUCAGGAAGGCAGGUAAUGCCUUUGUGGUGAGUUUGGCAGUAGCGGAUCUGGUCGUGGCCAUCUACCCCUACCCGCUCGUCCUGACCGCCAUCUUCCAUGACAGCUGGAUCGCUGGUGAUAUUCACUGUCAAAUCAGCGGCUUCCUCAUGGGGCUCAGUGUGAUCGGCUCUAUUUUCAACAUCACAGGCAUCGCCAUCAACCGCUACUGUUACAUCUGCCACAGCCUUAAGUACGACAAGCUCUUCUCCAACAAGAACACAGUAUGCUAUGUCAUACUAGUCUGGGUGCUGACUAUCCUGGCCAUCGUCCCAAACUGGUUUGUAGAGUCUCUGCAGUACGACCCGCGUGUCUACUCUUGCACCUUCGCCCAAUCUGUGAGCUCGCUCUACACCAUCACGGUGGUGGUGGUGCACUUCAUUCUGCCCAUCGGCAUCGUCACGUACUGCUACCUGCGCAUCUGGAUCCUCGUCAUACAGGUGCGCAGACGGGUCAAGCCCGACAGUCGGCCCAAGAUCAAGCCUCAUGACUUCCGGAACUUUCUCACCAUGUUUGUGGUGUUUGUGUUGUUCGCCGUUUGCUGGGCUCCGCUGAACUUCAUAGGCCUGGCGGUGGCGAUCCACCCCAGACUGGGUCAAGCCAUACCCGAGUGGCUCUUCACAGCCAGCUACUUCAUGGCGUACUUCAACAGCUGCCUCAAUGGCGUUAUAUAUGGAGUGCUAAACCACAACUUUCGAAAAGAGUAUAAAAGGAUUAUACUUGCUAUUUUCAAGUUUAAUUGUUGAGUUUUCGCAAUGAGACGAGCACUGUGUCUUUCUUAAAAUUCGCAAGUUAUUCAAAGCGAUUGAGUGCAGCGUAACGAUGCAUCUUUUGUGAUUCAAAUGUUUUUAUUGUUUGCAUUUUGUUAUACCAAAUAUGGACAUAUUUUGAGUCCCUGUAUUUACAUCCUAAUAUUUGCACAAAAUGAUAUAUGUUUGAACUUGAGUUCCUUGUUUACAUUAUCAUCUACACAAUAUGUUCUUAUUUAGAAAUGUAAUUGGCAUCUAAAUGUGGAA
Molecule: messenger RNA, 1266 nt
Organism: Onychostoma macrolepis
Lineage: Eukaryota; Metazoa; Chordata; Actinopteri; Cypriniformes; Cyprinidae
Gene: mtnr1al
Product: melatonin receptor type 1A like
Exons: 2
Coding region: 40-996 (318 amino acids)
Biological process (GO): G protein-coupled receptor signaling pathway
Cellular component (GO): membrane
Molecular function (GO): melatonin receptor activity
Source: RefSeq, a predicted model, not a curated record